This is a messenger RNA of Humulus lupulus (European hop), 1107 nucleotides long. RefSeq lists its product as uncharacterized. The transcript is spliced from 4 exons. The record is from RefSeq and is a predicted model, not a curated record. NCBI's taxonomy places the organism in Eukaryota, Viridiplantae, Streptophyta, Magnoliopsida, Rosales, Cannabaceae. Bases 85 to 870 code for a protein of 261 amino acids.
AGAGUGUGACUGACUGGGAGAGCGAGGGUGUGUGUAGUAGUAGUCUGUGUUGUACAGUUAGUUUAUAGCGUACUUGACUUAGCAAUGAGCUUGGCGCUAAUCCAAGGCUAUUCUUCUGCCGAAGAAGACGAAGAAGAGCCACAAAAUGGCUUACCCCAUCAUAAACACGGCCUCCAUUACCACUCCUCAUCGGACGACGACGACGACGACGAUGGUCACCACAAUCAUAACGAUGUUGACGAAGACGAUGAAUCUGCAGCCAUCAACCGUUCGAUCCGCGACAGAUCCCUUUUUGAUCUCCCUCAACCCAGUGUCUCCGGCCUUCCUUCUGCUUUCGACGCCUUCUCCGAGGUUGCAGGGCCGCCCGAGUUUCUAAACAACUCUGUUGAAGAGUUUGGUUCAACCAAGGAAGUGGAUCACCAGCAGUAUGUGAGACAUGGUAGACGCAGGAAUCGCCGAGACAAGAAAGAUUUACCUUCCGGUGUUGUGGUGGAAGCAAAACCUCAACUUGUGGGAAUCCAUGAGCGAGUAAGAAGUGAUAUUGAGGGUAAGCAACCUCCUACAUCAACAACUUCAGGCACAACAGAGGGAGGCAAGCGUGUGGCAACUGCAGCGAAUCCAAAUGCAGAGGAUGCUGCAGAACUGUUGAGGAUGUGUUUACAAUGUGGUAUUCCAAAAACCUACUCGAGUGCUCGUGGAAUGGUAUGCCCAGUAUGCGGUGAUCGCCCUCCAGCUGAACCAGGCACAGAGACAAAGAAGAAGGGUUCUAUGGUCAAAGAUAAAGAGAAGAAUAAGAGGAUGAAGGGUCAAUCAUCUCACGCUACUUGGAAAAGUGAAACGGAGAUGCAUCUUCGGCAGCAAUUCGAUUAGCAUCAACUUAUAGGUUUGUUAAAUGGGAUUGAUGUAACUUGUUUUAGCAUUAGGACUGUACAAUUCAUACCCAUCGUUAGCAUUGUUCACAGCAGUUAAUACAGUUUGAUUGUCACUUCCAAAGUGAGUCCGGGUGUAUUCUAUGCAUGCAUAGAUUCAAAUAGUGCAAUAUUUAUGUGAUUUCUUAUUGUUGAAAACAGAUAGAAAAGUGCUACGUUCAUCCAUGCAUUUGAAUAA